This is a messenger RNA of Magnolia sinica, 3194 nucleotides long. RefSeq lists its product as uncharacterized. The coding region runs from base 561 to 2315 and encodes 584 amino acids. The transcript is spliced from 7 exons. NCBI's taxonomy places the organism in Eukaryota, Viridiplantae, Streptophyta, Magnoliopsida, Magnoliales, Magnoliaceae. The record is from RefSeq and is a predicted model, not a curated record.
GUUAGAACAGAUACACGGGGUGAUUUCUCGAAGUGGCCCUGCAGCUUCCGCAGAAUGCUUUAGCAGGAAAUCCGCGUCGGCAUAAAUCAGGCUAGUUACCGACCGUUCGGACUAACGGAUGAGCCGACUGUUCUGAUUUCUAUACGAGAGAAUGUUCAGGAUGGGCCCGCGAUCCCAAUGGUGCGUAUCUCUCAUACGCAUGCCACGUCGUCACGUUUGCUGAGACUCUCCAUCAGCAAUUUUCAAACCAUAUCCGUUCUCCCGAUCGCCCCGACGAACUGAAAUGAACUGAACUGAACGGAACGUCUUCUCCAUGGAAGCGAAACCUUUCUGACAUACUCUCCAUCUCCUCCACAGCCGUCCAAUCGCAAUGUCUUCCAACAACUGUCGGAUAUAUCGUCUCUCGAUUAUUCUCCUCCAAAUUGAACGUGUACGGACCCCUAUCCCGUGAUCAAUGUGGUCAGGAUCAGGAAAAAGGUGGGGCCCACGUCCACCUUUUCUGGCCGAACGAGAAAAAUCCAUUCUGCUCGGCCUGGCAUAAACUACCUUUUCAAUUCGCGAUGUUGGAUUCCACUGCUUUUGCUCCACUAUUGACCUUCUAUUCAUAUGAAUUUAGGCCUACAGAUCGAAAAUUAGGGUUUUUUAGAUGUAAUCCGAAGCGAGGAAGCUGCAGAAUUGAAAAUUUGAGAAAGAUCGAUGGUGUAGAUCCUCUGAAGCCGUUGAUUGAUUGUGAUUCAGAUUUGAUUACCGCACGUUUUUACGGGUUUGGUUGUAGAACACCGAAACUAGGGUUAUUGAGAUUUGAUUUGAAACCAAGGAGUGGAAAUGUGGCGUGUGGAAAGAUCGAUGGUGGAGGGUUUCCGGAAUCGUUGGAUGUUGGUAAUUUAGAUGGGGUGGGUAGUAAGAAUGGAGGAAUUAGGUUCAUCAAAGGCGGUUUUGAGGAAAACAGGGUGGGCAGUCGACAAGAGAUGUUGGGAAAGAUCGAUGGUGGAGAUUAUCCAGGACCACUGGACAUUGGUGGUUCAGAUCGGGUUGGUGAUAGUAAUGGUGGAAUCCAGUUCGUUAGAGGUGGUUUGGAAAGAAGAAGACAGGUAAGCCGAAAAUCGGAGAUGUUUGGACCGGAGCAUUAUGGCAAUGGAUGUAAUUUGAAGCCACCAAGGUAUGGAAGCAAGCUGUUGGGAAAUAUCGAUGGUGGAAAUCCUCCGAAAUCUAUGAAUGUCAGUAAUUCAGACAGUAGGGAUAGUUUUGAGAACGAUAGAGGUGAUUUAAAAUUGAACAGUAGAGAGGUAGAUCCGAGUUUGGGGAUCCUUGGGGCCGAAAAGUCUGAUCUUUUUGAUGAAGUUGUUACGGAGAAAGAAGAGAAGGGUUUUGAAUAUGAGAAGUGGAGUAAAGACAGGGAAGCAGAAGAUGGUCAUCUGAAUCAGAAAAUGGGUUCCAAGGCGGAGAAGUCAACAGUCGAUGGGGUGGACUUAUCGGACUCUUCAAGUUUUGAUUUUCUAGAGUUGAAGAGAGAUUUGGAAGAUGGGCAGAGGGCUAGGAGUUCAGGAGCUCAAGAGGACAGUGAUUUGGUCCCUUCCGAGAGUUCUAGAAGGAGAGGUGUGGAAUCUGAGGAGGUUGGGGUGCAUUUGAGAAGCCAAAGGCAGGUGUUGAGAAGAUCCAAUAUGAUUGCAAAGCAAGUGAUUAGCAUGCAAUCUGCGCUUAGCUUGGGUUUUGUCUCACAACUUUGGGUUGACACAAGAUCGUGGGUGGUACUUUUGGUGGAAGUCAGGCCUAGCAUGCUAUCUGGAGAAAUGGAAAGGUUUCUCCUGGAGGAUGUAUGCCGGGUAGGGGAUGUUGUGCUUGUCCAGGAUGAGAGUGUCAUGGAGAAUGAACUUAAAAUGAUUGGCCUGGACACUUUGGUGGGAUACAAUGUCAUGACACCUGGCUGUCGCAAUGUUGGGAAGGUGCGAGGAUAUACUUUUAACAUUAACUCGGGAGCAUUGGAAUUGCUUGAGCUCGACUCCUUUGGGAUUUCCAUUAUUCCAUCUAGUUUGGUGAGCACAUAUGGUUUGUUUGUUGAGGAUGUGCUCGAAGUCACGUCUGACACGGUUGUAGUGCAUGAAGAUGCAGCCUCUCGCAUUCAAAGACUAACAAAGGGUUUUUGGGAUUCUCGAAAUACGGAAUUUACUGGAGAUGAGCAAGGGGAAUAUUCUUAUGUCCAAAGGUGGCCUGCAAGAAGUGCUCGUCGUCGAGGCAGGCCAAAAGAUUUUGGGGCCCAAAAAUUCGUGUCCAGGAGGGAAACUGCUGAUGAUUGGGAGCUUCCCAUGGAUUAUUAAUGAUACAUUGCAACCCCCCCCCCCCCCCCCCCCUUUUCGUUUGUAUAUAUACUACAACAAGAGAAAAUCUUUGAUACUCUGGCAGCACUUAAGGUCUGUUUGGCAGGGGAUACCUUGUACUCGGUAUUAAGUUUAAUCUUGAUUUUUGGCAGGCCCCACACCCUCCACAUCCGAUUUGCAAUGCUAUAGUGGCAGUUUUAUCUGUAUAAUUGCAAUUAGUGGUAUUUUAAAGAUUUUUUAGAUUUUUUUUUUCCUCCUAAAUCUUCCAUAAUUGCCUUUAUGCAGAGGAAAGUGCCGCUUUAGUGUAGCAAAUCCAACUUGGGGGGCAUGGGCCUACGAAAAUAAGAUUUUGCUUAAUCUUGAUUUUGUAGGAUCCCAUGCCUAAACAAUCCUUGAGAAAUUACUUCAAAAUUGCUUAUGUAGCAUACAAUCCAUUCUAAUUAGACUUGAGAAAUUAUGGCUCCCGGUUUAGCUGUAUCAUGAACCAAAAGUUACAGUUUUUGAUUACCUGACUAUCGGGUUGGUGGACAUUUGUUGGACGGUUGAUAUUUAAAAAUAUCCAAUGGUCCUACUUUAACAGACAAGCGUUCACGAAUCAGGGUUUAGGAUUGUUCAACCCAAUCUGAUUCUGGGACUGUGACUUGGGUUCAUGAGAAUCGGUUUAAUUUCAGUUAAUGUAUGCCACAUAUACAAUUACUGAGUGCCUGCAUAUCAACUCUCAUACCUUGCCAGAGUAUCAUAUUACUCUCCUUCUAACAUAUCUUUCUCUAGAAAUAAUAACACUACUGUAAAAUGUCAGUUAUCAUCUGAUAAGUUUGUUCCAGGAACUCAACUGUUUUAUUUGUUGAGUAAUGUCAUUACAAGUGAGGACUUGGCAUA